ACCGGAAGUCGUAGCAGCGCCACCUAUAAACUCUGAAAGUUUUGAUGUUGGUGUUCGUAAUAUGUAAACGUGGCUGUUAUUUUCAUAUUUUACAAAACUGUUGAGUGGCAAUUUUCAGAAUCUAAGCUAUGACACUUAAGAAAAGAAAACGUGAAAGAAAGGAGCUGUUGUGAGGGCUCGUUGAGUGUCAGGCGGCGACGAUGGCUAGCCAAUCCCUGUCAGAAAGACAGGAGGAUGAAAUCCAGGCACUUUUGUCGAUUUUUAUGGAUGAUGCCAGUGAUCUAAGAGAACAGGAUGCGUGGAAGGUCCAGCGUCCACCAGAAAUCAAACUUACACUGCGCCCUCAGGAAAGCAUGGGGGGAGUUGACAGACCAGCAUAUGCACAGGUGGAUCUCAUCGUCAGGUGUUCCUGCAGCUACCCAGAUGACCCGCCUGACGUUCAUCUGGAAAAUCCAAAAGGCUUGUCCAACAAUCAGCUGUCAUCUCUUAGAGAAGAACUAAAAUCUCUUUCUAAGAAACUUGUGGGAGAGGUGAUGAUUCAUGAACUAGCUCAGCAUGUACAAUGGUUCCUCCACACAAACAACAAGCCCCCAACUCAAUCUUUCUAUGAUGAGAUGAUGGAAAACAAACGUAAACAGGAAGAGAUGGUUGCUCAGGAACAGCUGAAAAAGAUGGAACUGCAGAGGAGAAAAGAAGAAAAGGAGCGACAAAAUAUUGAAGAUGAAGUUUUGCGAAAACAAGCUGCAUUAAGGAUUGAGGUCAAGAAAAAAAGAGAUGAAAUUGAAAAGGACAAUAAGAACAACAGCAUGUCUGAGCCAACCACCCCUUCUUCCGAAGUAUUUUUCUUCUCCCCGAUCCAGCCAUUGCCUCAGGUGACAGGGAGGGACAUGCGGCGGUCAUCAGAAUCCCCUGUCUCCUCGAGGGAACGACAACAACAGAUAAACGGGAACACCAGGAGACAAAGGAGAACAAGCACACCAAAAAGAACAUCAGAAGAAGGAGACAAUCGACAUAAAACUCCCCCUGGUGGUGUCAUGGUGCUGGCGUUUAACACAAAGGGGGAGAGAACUGUUCAGAGGGGAAUGUGCCUUGAGCACAACCCAAAUGGCAGUACACUGUAUGCGGGAAUGGACACCAAUACAGGGACUUUGGUUUCAAUAUGUGAAUGGGUGCUGAAAUGGAGGCAUUUUGCUAACAAGACGAGUCAUAUAGAUAUUGAAGAAGAUAAGGAUGCCACUACUUACAUGAAACAAAUUCACAGCAUCGAGCAGGAACUCAUGUCUCUCAUCCGCCUGCAUCACCCGAACCUUGUUAACUACCUGGCCAUGCGAUAUCAGCAGGACCCUGGGAAAAUCACUGUACAUAUCCUCAGCGAGCUAGCUGGAGGCCAUAGUUUGGAGAACUACCUGAAGAAGAACCAAGCUAUGCCCAUGGAGUUGCUGCGUUCCUACACAGACGAGCUGCUGCUGGCUGUCGAAUAUCUCCACAACAAGGCAGUUGUACAUAAGGACCUUAGGGCUUCCAGCGUGUUUGUAGAUUUCUCAGGCAAGAUCAGACUGGCAGAUUUCAGCAUCAACAAAAGACUGUCUGACCUGUAUGAGACAGUAGAGCAGGCUCGACCAGGUGUUCACUUUCAGGAUAUACGUCCGUCCGUCAUCGGCAAGGGAGGCAAAAAGGCAGACAUCUUCCAGCUGGGCCUGAUGGUGCUGUCUCUGGCUGAAGGGCAGCGUGUCCAGGAUAUACAGCCAGUCAUUCCAACCACCCUUCCCGCCCAGCUACAUGACUUUCUCACCAAAUGCCUCAUGCAGGAUGAACGUCAUCGCUGGUCGGCUAGUCAACUUCUGGACCAUAACUUCCUUAAAGAACCAUUGCCAGGGACCAUUCCUAUCAGACCAGCUGACCAGGAACGUUUUCAGAAAGAUACCAAAGAACAGAACCAGAAUGAGGAUGAGGAGGACAAUGGUUGUCUCCCCUAUGUGCAUGUGACUGCCCUGGAGGCCACCGGACAGUCACGACUCACGGGGGAGUUUGAAAUACUCAAGUCACUAGGCAGGGGAGGGUUUGGGGAUGUGAUCAAAGUGAAGAACAAGUUAGAUGGACGGAUGUAUGCCAUCAAACGAAUACCCCUCAACCCCAAGAGUAAACAGUUCAACAAGAAGAUUACGAGGGAAGUAAAGCUGUUGUCAAGACUCAACCAUGAGAAUGUUGUCAGAUAUUACAACUCCUGGAUAGAAGUAAGCGAGGAACCAGCUCAGAGUGACACGUCCUCCAGCUACACAUCAAAGACAACCGAUUCAAGUCAGAAGAAGUCAGCUCCUUCAUCUAACAAUGAGCAAAACAGUUUCAAUGUAACAGAUGAUAUCGAGCGAGAGGCUCCCAAGGCCAUUGAAGGGUCCAUGGAAUGGAGUGUCAGUUUAGCAUUUGACACAGCAUGUCAGAAGUGUCUUGCCUCUGAUUCUGAUGAUGAUGAUGAAGAUGAGCAAGAUGUAUUUGGGAAGUCGUUCUUACCAGUUUUGGAUAACUCUGACAGUAUUGUGUUUGAGACUGAUGGUAUCAGUGAACCAGCUGUCACAGAAUCGGAAUUGAGUGUGAAGAACCUCCAGAAACAGGAGACAGCCAGCACCAACACACAGGAGUCCUUGAUAGAGAUUGUGCCCAAACUGCAGUACCUCUACAUACAGAUGGAGUACUGUGAGAAGAGCACCCUGAGGAACUGUAUUGAUGCCGGCCUGUACCAGGAUGUUACCAGGGUCUGGAGGCUCUUCAGGGAGAUCGUCGAAGGACUCAUUCACAUUCACGAACAGGGUAUGAUACAUCGAGACCUGAAACCAGUCAACAUCUUCUUGGACUCCAACGAUCAUGUGAAGAUUGGAGAUUUUGGUUUAGCGACCACUGAUAUCAUAGCUAAGAGUGGUUUGUUGGAUGCUAGUCUCCCUCAGACAUCAUACUCUGACACCAAUUUCCUCAGCUCAUCUCGGUCUGGGAGUCUGGGUGAUGGCAACAUGACGGGGCAGGUGGGGACAGCUCUUUACGUCAGUCCUGAAGUCAUGAGCGGGGGCGACAAGCUUCACUAUGAUCAGAAAGUAGACAUCUACAGCCUGGGUAUCAUCUUCUUCGAGAUGUGCUACAAGCCUCUCCCUACAGGCAUGGAGAGGGUGAAGAUCCUGGGCAGUGUGCGGGGCAACGUUGUCUUCUUCCCCGAGGACUUUGAUGAAAUAGAGAUGGCUAACCAGGCCAGUGUGAUGCGGUGGCUGCUCAACCAUGACCCUAGUCGGAGGCCCACGUCCAAGGAGCUUCUUCAGUCAGACUACAUGCCACCCCCUCAGAUGGAGGAGGCGGAGCUUAAUGAGAUCCUGCGCUCCACAAUUGCCAAUCCACAGUCCAAGGCCUACCAUCGGAUGAUGGAAGCUGUGUUUGGCCAGCAAGUCUCACCGGCCAGUGACCUCUCUUAUGAUCUGGAGCUGGUUAAGGGCAUGUUUACCCUGAAGUCCUCCCAGCUGCAGAUGUCUGUCCACAAUUCUAUAGAGCGGGUGUUUGAGCUACAUGGCGGGACCAAAGUAGCUACACCUUUCCUCAUGCCUCAGUCGGACCUGUACAAGAGCAACGACCAAUACGUUCGGCUGAUGGACCACAGCGGUGGCCUUAUUGGGCUGCCGUAUGAUCUCAGGGUUCCGUUUGCAAGAUACAUAGCACGGAACAACAUCCUGAACCUGAAGAGAUUCAGCUUGGAGCGGGUUUUCAGAGAGAAGAAAUUCUUUGGCCUGCAUCCACGUGAAAUGACAGAGUGUGCAUUUGACAUCAUCACUCCAACUCCAGGAAGCUUGAUCCCUGAUGCUGAGGUGUUGGUGAUAGUCCAGCACUGCAUCAAGGAGUUCCCUUCACUCCAUGCCCAGAACUGCUACAUCCGGAUGAACCACCACUGCCUGCUGAGGGCGGUGCUGCUCCACUGUGGGAUCCCGGAUGAGAAGCACAAGGCUGUCCUGUCUGUGCUGGCUGAAGUGCAGUUCAACAAGAUGGACCGUCAGACAGCCCUGGAGAGCCUGAGUGAGGUGAGCCUGACCGAGUCCAGUCUGGCCACCCUCACUCAGCUGCUGGACCUGGAGGGCCAGUACGGCAAGGUGGCAAGCAUCCUCCGCAUCAUCACCAAGACCAAGGGGCAGGCCAGCACAUUAGCUAAGCAGGGGCUGCAUGAGAUGGAAGCUGUGACGACCCAUGCUACUUUCAUGGGACUCAAACUGCCGAUUGUGGUGACAGUGGGCCUGAUGUACAACCACCUGCAGUACUCAGGGAUCAUCUUCCAGGUGUUGAGGGAUGUCAAGAGGAAGAGGAAGAGUGCUGCAGAGGUGCUGGCCGCAGGGGGGAGAUACGACAAGAUGAUUCAGCAGUUUGCUUCGCCGCUGCACCCAACAUCCCACAUCCCAUCCGGAGUUGGAGUCAGCAUUGCCUUUGAAAAAAUUGUGGCUGCAAUCACAGAGGAUCUGGAGCCACCAAGCCCAUAUGAUGUCCUGGUGUGUACCAUCGGCUGUAAGCCCAUGCUGAAGGAGAGACUGGCUGUAGCCAAGGAUUUGUGGUUAGGGAGACUCAAGACACAGGUUCUCUUCGAUACCAUGCAGAGCCUGGAGGAGAUCAGUGACUACUGCCGGGAGCUGGGCGUCUCCCACAUGGUCAUCCUGAAGGAUGCUGACACUGGAUCAGUCAAGGUACGCAGCAUCGAGAAGGAUAGGGUGACGGAGAGGAAGGUGCCUAUGUCCGAGGUUGUGGACUUUCUGCAGCAGAAGCAACAGUUCACAAAACAAGAGUCGAUGGAUAUGGCCCCUGGUAAUGAAAAGAAGAGUAACACCGGCCAGUCCAGCAACUACUCCGAGACCAAUCAGUCCAGCACCAACAGUAGCAGCAACAACAUCACCUUCAACUUCCUCUUUGUCAUGCAGGAGGGACGCAUCACCUCAAACAUCAAGAGGAAGUAUGAGUCCCAGAUGUUUAACAAACUGUCAUCAGCUUUGCAUUGGCUACCAGGGAAAUCUCACGAUGUAAUCGUUGUUGAACUGAACAGGGCAGUGCUGAGCAUCAUAGCAGCGUACCUCGAGUUAAAUGGCAGUGAAGCUGACUUUGAUGCAAGCAUCAGCUCUGUAAUAGAAAAACAACCACGUCACAGGAAAUACUUGACAAACAUCAUGGAUGAAAUUCAUACGCUGAAAUUUGAGAAAAGAUGCCAGUUCAUCAUACUCUACGGGCUGAAGGACGACACGGUCAAACUUGUUUCUUGACACAAACAUUAACAGAACAAGUGUCAUAUGUACAAUAUUUAUUCUUACCAAAGCUAGGGAAAUGGAAUCCAGUUACCUCUUGGAAAACAACCCUUCUACAUUUUUCUCAUCCACACCUUGACAUUCAUUUUUAUUUUUCCCAUCAAAAAAAAGAAGAAAUUAGAUCAAGGUAAUCACCAACUGUUAGUUUGAACUGACUGAUCCAAAUCAAAACUGUUGUCUUUUGUUGAUUUUUAAGCAUGUUAAGCAGGCCUUUAAGCUGCUUUGCUUUUGUUUGAAUUAUAUAUGUUUAGUAUAUGCUUUAAUACAAGACGAUAGUCCCAGGAAAUUAUACUGCUCAUCUUUUGAUAGGGAUUUUUGAGUGUCCAGGCUGGGCCUGAAUGUGACUGAUUGCUUGGAGAUGUUGUCCUACAAAUAAUACUGGUAUUCAAUAUUGCCAUUUACCUGACAUUUUCUGUAAGAAACACAAACGGACAAGGUAGUAUAAAGACACUGUUUAACCACUGGACAUAAGGUUCUAUACCGAAACAUUGUCUUUUCAGUAAAUAAAGAAGUUGUUAUCCAUAAAUUAUCUCUACUUUGCCACUGGACAUGUCAGUUUCAGAAAACUUUUAGACACUGUUCAGACAUGUCUACAUGGCUGACAAGUAGCCUCUUUUAGCUCACCUUACUGAAAGUCAUGUGAGUACAUGUCAUGGCCUGUUUGCAUCAUCGCAUGAAUAUCUCAGAAACCACUAGACCAAUGAAGCUGAAACUUCACAUACAUUGUUCCCACCAAUAAUAACAACCAAUUUGUUCAAGAAAUUCAAUCCACGUCAGCCAUAUUAAAAAACCUAAUUAUGGCCAUUAUUCAGCCAUUUUUUUUCAAAAUGUAAAGAAAUUUGAUACAUAUGUAGUUGCACUCUCCUAUGUUCCAUGCAACCACCAUAGUACCUCUGCCACAGGCCAGCACCAUGUGAUGAUUCGUCACAUCUUAUACACAAUGCAUUCAAAAUAUUGCAUAUGUUUUUCAUCUGUUUCAAUUUUUUAAACGUCUACAUAUCUACAUAAACAUAUGUCAUAAAAUGCUUAACUUUCAUUGAAAAAAUACACUAAAUUGUGAAAAACUACUUCCAUUUGCGUAGUUAUCCUAUGUUAACAUUGGUUGUACGGCUGCAGGUGCUGUCACCGAAGCCCUACGGAGAUCACUUUGGUGUGUAAAUAUACUGAGGGAAACAAACAAGGGAACACCAUUUCAUUUCAUAGCUUGGGAACAAAACCUAGAAAACAAUAAAGGAGCACUUGUAUUUUCAUGUGUUCCCUUAUUUGUUUCCCUCAGUAUAUGUAUUGUCAUGCAACUCACUGUCGCAGUUGUAGUAGCAUAUUUAUAUAAUUAUGCAAAACAAUAUGUAAAGCGCCCCUAAAUACUUGCAUUAGGUCGUUCUAUUCUGAUGUCUGAAAAAGCGUGUUUGUUUACAAACGAGAAAAGUCUGGUCAUCUGAUAUGCAAAUUAGCCUGUGGCAGUGGUGUUAUGCUAAGUCACCACUGCGCCGGAGUGUGAUGUAGUUAGUAAAGGUGAACACAUUCCCAUUUUAACAAUAUUUUAGAUUGUAAACUUUAACAUCAACCAUACUUCAUAUAGACAUUACUUUUAACGUUGAUGUUUUUGUGUUCAAACUGUAAUGAAACGUGGUGUGUGGGUAGUUAGUAGUCAGGCUCAACACACAUUCCGUUUUUGCCUUUUUUCAAAUUUUGACCUUGAUUUUACCUUUGCUCUUUGACCAUGCUUCUAAAUUCUCUCACAAUGUAUUUCUCUCAAACAUCAGAAACCACUGAAGCUGAAACUUGUGAAACUUUUCCGAGUCAAAUUUAUUUUCAGUAUGGCCACUGACAGCAUCUUUUGUUUAGUGGCUUUGUUGACAUUUUAAAACUGUGGACUACAUUGCUAGGUGAGCUACAGUGGCAUGGCACUACUUUUCUUUCUUAUACUUGCAAGUUUUGGACUUCUGACAUGAUUCACUACAUGAACAUGGCUAAAAUGAGUAAAAAGGACGAUUUUUUCUAACUUGAAAUGAAAAAUCUAAGUAUGAACAAGGCUGUCUUAUAUAUGUCCUGUGAAAAUCAGGAGUCAAAUAUUAGAAAACAGUAAGUGAUUUUAGAACUACAUAACACUUUGAUAUUUUGGCCGAAGGAAAUCUACCCACAUUUAAGGUUAAUGUCACAUUCAAAAUAAUGACUGGAUUUAUUUAUUGUAAUUCAAUAUCAUUUGGGUUGAUGAAGGUGAAAUCUUCCUUUAGAGCCUCACUUUCGAUGUUAUAAAUAUAGACAUGUGAAGGUCACAUAGUAUAUAAUAAAAGGGGGGUGUUUGCUGCAAUCUGAUUGGUUGAAAAUUCUUGUUAAAUAGGAUCAUAGCAUUCUAGUGUGGCAUCUUGGAGCGUACUAUGGAAGAUUACUGAUAACUUUUGUAUUCUACAAUAUUGAUAAGGGACCGGUCAUUUAUUAUAUGGUGGGAUGAGUCAGAGGGAAUCAGGGAGGGUCAUAAAAAGUUUUACACAUAUUUGGGGAGGGUGAUGAAAAAAUUGACAUUUUAUAAUAAAAUAUAAAGUGCUUUUGCAUAUUGUCUUUUCAGGGUGGGUCAUGAAAAAAAUGUACAAGGACAUGGGGAAGGACAUCCAAAACUAUGACGAGAAUUACAGGAGGGUCAUUAUUUUCAUUACUGCAUCAAAAGCCUCUGACCCACCCACCCCUGCAAUAAAUGACAGGUCCCUAAAUAUUGUUUCUUCAGAUGUCAAUAAAUAUGUUUUCAGAGAUGGCCAUCACUGCUGGUUCCAAAUGAAUUGUUCAGGAACUGAAUAUUUGUGGGGUUAUGUUGAAAAUACGAACACUUCUCUUGUUAAGUCGGUUGUUAUUCGUUACCUGUAUAUCCAACUUAUUUGUUCCUGAAACAUAAUUGAAUGUUUUUAUUGCUCAGUUCUUUGUUGUACAUGUUGUACAGGACCACAAUAGUUACUGAUCUGUCAGUUGAGAAUUUAUCAUUAUGUUGUUGAUGUACUGUGUAAUAUAUUUGCCUCAGUGCAGUGUAUAGAACUUGUCUGAAUAACUAUGUCAUGUUUGUUGUCAUGAGUCCUGGCAAAAGGGACAAAAGUAAGUAAGACAGGGUAACAUUAAAUGAUAAUGGAAAGCAAAAGCAAUCUUUGUGUUAAACAGUGUAACAAGUCUGAUCCUUUAUACAAUAUGAUAACACUGCAUGAAGAUCUGAGGACAAACUCCUACAGACGUUGCUUCAGGGGCACUUUCUAAUCGGCAAACUGGCAUCAAGGCUUCUAAAAACUUGGUACAUGUGAGUGAAGCAUUCAAACAAGCAUAUCUGAUUUCUGAUCUUGAAACCAAAUAUAAUCAAGGAGUUCCAAAUGCAAAAAGUGAAGUACAGUCAAGUCCCGUUAAUCCGACAUUGUUGGUUGCAUAUGAUUUUGUCCGAUUAACGAGUAUGUUGGAUAAACGAAAUUAGGUAUUAUCAACAUUCGUGAACAAAAAUUGGACAAGUACACGAUAGAUAACAAUUCAAACAUGUAAUAAAAAAAGGAAAAAGGAAAUAUUCAUAUUGUUGUGUUACAUUGUUCGCGGAAUAUGUUUUCUAAUCAUGCAACCUGUAAAGUUUAACACAAAACUACUGUUACAGACUGAAUGACUGAUUUAAAAUACCUUUUAAAGCAUAGUCUGGAAUUGAAGUCGCCAAUUUGAAACUAGUGUCGCAAUGCUUAGAAAGCUGCUUUCUUAGUGGCUAAUGUCAAGUGUAGAACCAUUUUGCUUUUGUGGAUAUUAAUUCUUCCUGUCACAUCUGAUUCUGAGUGCAUCCACACCCAAAAGGAUGUCUUAUUGACAUAUUUGUGUUCUGUCAGUUUUCUUUUAAGAUCAAAAUUUCCAAAGCAUUGGGGUAAAGAAAUGAAGCCAAAUCAGUUUAGAAAGCUGUCAUCUGAUUGGCUCAAGAGCCAAUUUAUUUUUCAUUUAAAUUGGUGGUCAAAGUUCACCCAGGGUUCCCGACACAUCCUCCUAUGGAAGUGUCCUCCGAUCUUCAUGCAGACAUCAUAUCAGAGUAAAAGAUCUGAUUUUAAUCAUUGUAUAAUUGAUGGUGCUAAUAAUAAUGGUGUAAAUAGGCACAUUGUUAUCCAAUAACCUUGAUUAUGACCAAGUUAACAUUAACGAAAUAGCAAUUACAGUGUAACAUUUGCAGUAGUAUAGCAAUAUAGAUGAUUGUUUUAGGAUUUAAUGUGUUUGAGGUUAGUGAAGAAUGUUGAGGUUAUGGUACUCUUCUGAUGGAGGAAGGAAACUAACACUUCAGUCGUACUUAUGUCACUAAUUUUCAACAUUAAGCAGCUGAAAGAAACCUUUGGUUUUUGGUUUGGUUUAAUAAAUUAAUAUUUAGAUUCAAGUUACAUUUGAGGUUUUGAGGGUACAUGAAUAAAGUCUAUAAAUUAUGUCUGUGUAGGCUGGGGAUAUUUGAUCUUAAUGAAUAUGAAACACGUAGGUUUAAUCUUCUUCAGACACCAGUGAGUGAGUAUGGUUUUACACCAUUUUUAGCACUAUUCCAGCAAUAUCACGACGGGGGAAUCAGAAAUGGGCUUCACACAUUGUACCCAUGUUGGGAAUCGAACGCGGGUCUUUGGCGUGAUGAGCAAACCUUUUAACCACUAGGCCACCCCACUGCCCACAACUUGAACUGGUUCAACUUUGAAUUAAAUCUCACACAGUUAGUAUUAGCAUUUAACAUGUUGGUAUUCAAAAAAUUAUUUAAUGAACAGUUCAGGCUGUGAAUAUAUAAAUUAUUGUGCAGUGUCAGUGUAGUGCUUAGAUGUGGUGAAUAAAUGAACAAAUAUAUUUACAAGGGGGAUAACCGGUACUUAUUGACUCUCAUCAUGUUGAACAAUACAUGAAGAAUCAUAUCAUGCCAAAUGACAAUAAAGUAUUAACUGAAAAA
Haliotis rufescens (red abalone) is the source of this 10221-nucleotide messenger RNA. Its product is annotated as eIF-2-alpha kinase GCN2-like. Gene Ontology annotation, molecular function: ATP binding; protein binding; eukaryotic translation initiation factor 2alpha kinase activity. The transcript is spliced from 39 exons. The record is from RefSeq and is a predicted model, not a curated record. The coding region runs from base 201 to 5267 and encodes 1688 amino acids. NCBI's taxonomy places the organism in Eukaryota, Metazoa, Mollusca, Gastropoda, Lepetellida, Haliotidae. Gene Ontology annotation, biological process: regulation of translational initiation by eIF2 alpha phosphorylation; DNA damage checkpoint signaling.